AUGCCCAGCACCACCCCCAGAGACACUCAACACCCCAGGGACCUCAACACCCCCAGAGACACCCAACCCCCAGAGACACUCAACACCCCCAGGACACUCCAGCACCCCAGGAUACCCAACACCCCCAGGACCUCAACACCCCUCAGAGGACACCCAACACCCCAGAGACCACUCAACACCCCAAGGACACUCAGCACCCCAGAGUUAUCAGCACCCCAGAGGACACUCAGCACCCUCCAGGACACCCAACACCCCAAGGACACUCAGCACCCCCAGGACACUCCAGCACCCCCCAGGACACUCAACACCCCCAGGACCUCGACACCCCCAGGACACUCAGCACCCUCAGGACGCAACACCCCCCCAGGACACUCAGCACCCCAGGGGACACUCAACACCCCCCAGGACACCCAACACCCCCAGGACACUCAAGCACCCCCAGGGGACACUCGCACCCCCCCAGGGGACACUCAGCACCCCUCCAGAGACACCCAAGCACCCCAGGACACUCAAGCACCCCCAGGACACUCCAAGCACCCCCAGAGACGCUCCAACACCCCAGAGACACUCAACACCCCCAGAGACACCCAACACCCCCAGAGACACUCAACACCCCCAGAGACACUCAACACCCCCAGAGAACCCAACACCAACUCCAACACACCCAGAGAUUAA
Homarus americanus (American lobster) is the source of this 675-nucleotide messenger RNA. RefSeq names its product extensin-like. The transcript has a single exon. The coding region runs from base 1 to 675 and encodes 224 amino acids. Lineage: Eukaryota; Metazoa; Arthropoda; Malacostraca; Decapoda; Nephropidae. The record is from RefSeq and is a predicted model, not a curated record.